ACUUGUUUCGAGUGGAUACAGUGCAUCUGAAACAUGUCUUGAAAACGACAAGUUUCAGAACUUUAAAACAUAAAGACAUGUUUAAAAAGUUAAAACGUCGACCAUCUUUAAUUGGAAUUAUCUAGCAUGUGUUGUAGAGAAGUAUAGAAAGCAGGGUCUUCUGCUAAGCUGCCUUGGAGCAAUCUUCGUAUAUGACCUCGAAAAUUUUAUUAAAGAAUCAAAAGUAUCUUUCUGCGUCUUUCCGCCAAAAAUAUCCCUAAUAUGGAUAGAACCUUGAUCAACCGAAGUGGACUGUUUGUUUCUAGUGUGUUUGUUUUUUUUUUUGUUGGAGUUCACACAUCACCAAUUCAAGAGGGUCUAGGUGGAAAUGGGUUUUAAUUUUGAACUGGUAACUUAGAAUUGGACAACGUUUUAACAGCCAGCUGAGAAUUGACACAUUAAUUUUAACUGAUAAUGGAGAUCGGAAAAAUUUACUGAGUAAUAAAUGAGCAAAAAUUUAAAAUGUUAGCCGAAAUGUUAGCUGAUAACUGAGGUUCCAAAACCCAGUCCACACCUUCUUUUUUAAUCUGUCGCAGAAAAGGUAGCCUUAUCGAAGAUUAUCUGCUUACUAAUGUCCUGGUUUUCUUAACAUUUUAAAUUGCUUUCAGAAGCAUAUCACAAUGUUAUUCUUUGUGUGUGGAUUGACGAUGUUAGCGACAACUGAUGCGAAGAAAGCUUUGAAAGCAAUUGCAGGUGAAGUUGUAGUAACCGCUGCAUGUUCUAUUACCCGUAACGCUGCACCACCCCCGGGUACAGAGACACCCGUAAAAGGAACAGUUGAAAUGAAGCAGCCAAUCGGUGGUUCUACUACCAUGAAUAUAAACAUUUCAGGCCUUCCUCCUGAAACGCUACACGGCUUCCAUAUCCACGAGUUUGGAGACAUUGCUACUAAGGGGUGUCAGAGUACUGGAGACCAUUACAAUCCGCUUCAUAUGGCCCAUGGUGGACCUCUGGACAAAGUACGUCAUGUUGGAGACUUAGGAAACCUGAUAUCAAACCGUGAGGGAGUUGUCAUCAUGACGUUAGAAGAUCCUCUUGUUUCUCUGGUUGGACCUUUUUCAGUGAUUGGACGAGCGUUCGUGAUUCAUGAGAAAAUUGACGACCUGGGUCGAGGUCCUGGACCCGAGACCUUGAAAACUGGCAACGCGGGCGCUCGCUUGGGAUGUGGUGUUAUAUAUCACGUGCCUGUAAAAUUGCCAGGGAAUUAGCCAAUCAAGAUCAAGUAUUUGCAGUUUUAGCGCCCGAUUACUUACUAAAGAGAGGUGUUCUGUCGACCUACUUGGAAAGGCUACUUAAACGGUCUUGACCCACACACAAAGCAGCUGGUAACAAGCAAAUAUUAUCCUGCCGGAAUCACAACAUCAAUUUUGUAUCGCAGAGACACGUACGAUGAGUUCGGUGCUCUGUGCGCCAUGUCAUACAUGUUACUGUGACGAUAGUUGUGUGUAUGUAAGUUUUAUUUUUACUUAUUUUUGCUCACAGACAAAGAGACACGCUACAAAUCGUUUUAAUUGAAAUGAAAUGUUACCAAAAUAUGGCCUAUUAUUUUGGUCUAUCAUAUACAGAGAAAAAUUUAAAAUGCUUGACAUUCAGUCAGUUGGCAUCAAGAAAUCGGAAGGCGAGCCAGCAUUACUCAUUAAGCCUUCUCUCUCGAUCUGCGCAUGUUUCGAAACAGUUAUCGAACUUAGCUUGGACGCAUCGCACAAUCAAACCUUCCGCUUUUUUGAUUUCGCCCGAUUUCGCCCCAAGCGUCGAGCGUUCGGUCACCGCUGACCGGAAACGCGCAGGCUCUUGGGACGAGAUUACAUUUAAUGAGUUUCUUGUUGAUGACGUUGCAGGGACGACCUAGUUCCCAGUGCUUUUCCUUUGAAAUUUGAGUUUGCAGGAUACAGGUUAUUUCGUAAACUCAAGGCCUUGUUUUGAUUCACAACCUCCACUUGACAAAAUAAAACAGAUUAAUAUUUCAUAUUAUCUAUCUAUUCAGUCUAAACUCGAGAGGCAAUGGAUUGGUGCUAUAACUUAAAAUUUUCAAAAUUACAUUACAAUGUGUAAUGAUUACGCCAUAAACGUUUCAUUAAAAUGCAUUGUUAUAUCAAAAUUGUGGUUUACCAUAUCAACAGUAAAAAUAUUCACGGUAUUACUCUGGUAAGACCUUAACGCCCUUGCUCAGUAAUUGCUUCUGGAAAUGUGACUUUUAUAGACCUUUUUACCUAAGUCCCUUUUUUUCGACUUUCCAUUCUGGCAAACCAAAAACAAGCCUCGGGGCUCGAUUAUGACGAAUUUAGUAAAUAUGCGAAGUUUAUAGGAAUCCGUCGUUGCAAACCCAUGAAAAUAUGGGAGCUUGAACUUGAUCAAUGGAGCUGGUUUUUUUGAUUAUAUGAAAAUAUAGGCCCAUUGCAUGGUCUGUAAUUACAGUUUUUAUUCACAGUCUUACUGUUUUAUAUCAGUUUCCAUUAAAAAUCAAAUGGCAACUUGCAAUUUGUAAUAUGACAAGGGUCUUCAUAUCCCGAAGAAUCUCGACGCCAGAAAUUGAAAAUGAGGAGAAUAAUCACGGAUCGCCUAAAAAAAAGAUAAAUGAUGAAGCCUCUCAAGUGAUUGGUUUUUCACAAAUCGCACGUCGAUCAGAAGUUAUCAUUUCAGCCAAUCAUCCGGCUCUAAUUCAUGGCUGUAAAUUAAUGAAAAAGGAAUAAAGUUUUGUUGUUGUGUUGUUGUUGUUGUUGUUAGUAAUAGAGAGACCGCAUUUUCAGCAGAUUCCAAACCAUUACGUCAUAUGUCACACGUCACGCGUUACAGCCAAUGAAAGCCAUGCAGGAUCAAUUAAUUUCACACGAAGAAAAUUUUCAAAUCUUUACAAACUAAUGCUACUGUAACACGUGUCGCAUAUUUAUUUUAUACAACUUGGGAUCAUUUGAGUUUAGGGGAUAUCUCUAGAAAACCUUACUUCUCGAACAUCCAAGGUAGGUAGGAGAAAGUUACUAAUCUCGGGAUCAUUCAACACUCAUGAUGAUAACGGUGAUGAUUCACUGUGUGUGGUUAAGUUUUUUUUUAUUUUCAUUCCUAGCGAACGUGGGAUUAGCAGGAACAACCUGUUAUAAAACGAAUUUGAUGUGGUUUAUGUUGGUGCGCAGCUCUUAUUGAAAAUGUUUAUCAAAUUGAAGUACGGUUAUUUUCUUCGCAGAAUACUUUUAUUUUGCGCGCUCUUUUUGAAUUGUUGCUCCAAGAUAUUCUCAUACUGUCCUCCUAACCGAGCG
Orbicella faveolata is the source of this 3290-nucleotide messenger RNA. RefSeq lists its product as uncharacterized. The record is from RefSeq and is a predicted model, not a curated record. Lineage: Eukaryota; Metazoa; Cnidaria; Anthozoa; Scleractinia; Merulinidae. Gene Ontology annotation, molecular function: copper ion binding. Gene Ontology annotation, biological process: superoxide metabolic process.